GGAACCGCAUCUCCAGCGCGGUGGAAGAGAGCAGUGGAGCCAGGCGGGCGGGCAUCGACGUGGUUCGCUGCGGUGAGAGCAUGCCAGGGACGAUCAUUCGCUCGAUGGAUCCAGUGGCAGCGAGAGACAGAUUUCUCUAGUACCUUCGGUCCGAACUCCAGCGGCUUCUGGUCAUCUCGACGAAGCCUCACGAGGCCAUGCGGGGCCUGGUGUGCAUUUUAUAUAAGACAUCCGGAUGAGAGACUGGCGAGAGAGCAGAGAUUGAGCAGUGCGGAGGAUUUGUUCUGUAGAGAUCUGUAUAGAGAAGGUGGGAGAAUUUCUUGGAGGAGGCAGGGAGGGAGGGAGGGCUUUAGAGAGCACUGACAUCACAAAGGCCGAGGGAUAGUAGGGCAGGGCAGCACGGCGACUCUCAGAGCGCUAGGAAGGGCGAUUCCUGUGGCCCGGGGCGUUGCAGGAAUGGCUGCGGAGGUCGGAUUGUCUCGUCCUGUCGGUGCAAUUCCGCAAAUUGUCAGUUUUACUUCGUCGCAGAGUGCGCGUUCUGCGAGGAAAUGUGUGAGGGUAGCUGUAGAUAGGAGGGGGUUUAGCUCAGUCGAUGGCUGUGGGAUUCGUCUUGCCCGGGGUUCCAGGCUCGCUUCUGCCCGGCGGUUCGCUGUCUCUUCGCAAUCGCACGUCGGACUCCGCCAACAGGAAGCUGUGAAACAUCAUUUCGCUGAAUGUUUGCCAGCUCGCAGGAAGAUUCAUUCGACUCCUCGUUGUGAGGCUAGGGAUGGAAGGAUUAACCAAGCCGAGUUUACAGAGAUGGCCUGGCAAGCCAUCGUCGCCUCGCCUGAUGUCGCCAAAGAGAGCAAACAACAAAUUGUUGAAACCGAGCAUCUAAUGAAAGCUUUAUUGGAGCAACGGAAUGGACUCGCUCGUCGAAUUUUUGCCAAAGCUGGCGUGGAUAACACAUCACUUCUUCAAGCUACCGAGCGAUUUAUUCAAAGGCAGCCUAAGGUUAUGGGCGACACCAGUGGCUCUAUGUUGGGACGUGAUUUGGAGGGUCUGAUCGAUCGCGCCAGGGGCCACAAGAAAGACUUGGGAGACGCCUUUGUGUCUGUGGAGCACUUAGUAUUGGGGUUUAUGCAGGAUAAGCGUUUUGGGCAGCAACUGUUUAAGGAAUUUCAGUUGACGCCGAAAGCUCUGAAUGCAGCGGUUCAAUCCGUGCGGGGUUCCCAGAAAGUGACAGAUCAAGAUCCCGAGGGAAAAUACGAGGCCCUCGAGAAGUACGGGAAGGAUCUUACAGAAAUGGCACGUCAGGGAAAGCUUGAUCCCGUGAUUGGUCGAGACGACGAGAUACGGCGUUGUAUACAGAUUCUUUCUCGACGAACCAAGAACAACCCUGUGCUCAUCGGAGAACCUGGUGUCGGGAAAACAGCAAUUUCUGAAGGGUUAGCCCAGCGAAUCGUGCAAGGCGAUGUUCCCCAAGCUCUCAUCAAUCGCAAGCUUAUUUCCCUCGACCUUGGUGCAUUAAUUGCCGGAGCUAAGUUCCGUGGAGAGUUUGAGGACCGUUUGAAAGCGGUUCUUAAAGAAGUAACGGAUUCAGAUGGUCAAAUUGUCCUCUUCAUUGAUGAAAUUCACACUGUUGUAGGCGCUGGAGCGACAAAUGGAGCCAUGGACGCUGGAAAUCUGUUGAAGCCAAUGCUGGGAAGAGGAGAAUUGCGCUGUAUAGGUGCUACUACUCUCGACGAGUACCGGAAGUAUAUUGAAAAGGAUCCAGCUUUGGAACGUCGAUUCCAGCAAGUGUAUGUGGAUCAACCUUCUGUAGAGGAUACGGUGUCUAUUCUCCGUGGACUUCGUGAACGAUACGAGCUACAUCAUGCUGUCCGCAUUUCUGAUAGUGCCUUAGUGGAAGCUGCUAUGCUUGCCGAUCGAUACAUAAGUGACAGGUUUCUCCCAGAUAAAGCAAUCGACUUGGUCGACGAAGCCGCAGCAAAAUUGAAGAUGGAGAUCACCUCAAAGCCCACUGCACUGGACGAAAUAGACAGGGCAGUUUUGAAACUGGAAAUGGAGCGGUUGUCCCUGACUAACGACACAGACAAAGCAUCACGUGAUCGUCUUAGUAGACUGGAAAAUGAGCUGGAGUUGUUGAAGGGCAAACAAAAAGACCUCACCGAUCAAUGGGAGCACGAGAAGUCUGUUAUGACCCGAAUUCAGUCCAUCAAAGAAGAGGUUGAUAGAGUGAACGUGGAAAUUCAGCAAGCCGAACGAGAUUAUGAUCUUAGCCGUGCAGCCGAAUUGAAAUACGGAAGUCUUAUCACACUUCAGAGACAGCUGGAGGAUGCAGAGAAGGCUUUAACUGAGUACCAAAAUACAGGGAAAUCGAUGCUUCGGGAAGAGGUGACCGGGAAUGACAUAGCUGAGAUUGUCAGUAAGUGGACAGGUAUCCCAGUCUCGAAGUUGCAGCAAUCUGAGAGGGAAAAACUCUUACAUCUGGAUGUCGAACUACACAAGCGAGUCGUUGGUCAAGAUCCGGCAGUUCAGUCAGUGGCAGAAGCUAUCCAACGCUCACGUGCUGGACUUUCAGAUCCCAACCGACCUAUAGCAAGUUUUAUGUUCAUGGGUCCUACAGGCGUGGGUAAAACGGAGUUGGCUAAGGCCCUGGCUUCAUACUUAUUCAACACGGAGGAAGCGCUGGUGAGGAUAGACAUGAGUGAAUACAUGGAAAAACAUGCGGUUUCGAGAUUGAUUGGUGCCCCUCCAGGUUAUGUUGGGUACGAGGAGGGUGGUCAGCUGACCGAGUCUGUCCGCCGACGCCCAUAUGCUGUGAUCCUGUUUGAUGAAAUUGAGAAGGCUCAUUCCGAUGUGUUCAAUAUCUUCCUUCAAGUUUUGGACGACGGGAGAGUAACUGACUCUCAAGGUCGAACUGUGAGUUUUACCAACACCGUCAUUAUUAUGACUUCGAACGUUGGAUCGCAAUAUGUCCUUAACAGCCUCGAAAAUCCUAUGGGAUCUAAAGAGGCAGCAUACGAAGCUAUGAGACUGCGCGUGAUGGAGGCCGCAAGGAAUACCUUUCGACCAGAAUUUAUGAAUCGUGUGGAUGAGUACAUUGUCUUCCAACCUCUUGAUCGGGAUCAAAUCGGCAUGAUCGUCAAACUGCAGUUGGACAGAGUACAAAAGCGAUUGGUGGAUAAAAAGAUUACACUCAAUGUCAGCGAGAGUGCUAUUCAACUCCUAGGGAGCAUGGGAUACGAUCCCAACUACGGUGCCAGGCCUGUGAAGCGGGUUAUUCAGCAGAGUAUCGAGAAUGAGUUGGCCAAAGGAAUUUUGAAGGGGGAAUUUAAGGAGGAUGAUGUAAUUUUGGUAGAUACGGAUCUUACUGCUUUUAGUGGUGGUGCCUUGCCCCAGCAGAAAUUGACAUUCAGUAAGCAGGUGCCUUCAGAAGAUAGUUCAGCCCGAGAGUCUGAUGUGGAUCCUUUGGCCUACGCUCCAAGCCGGUGAUCCUCUGGUUAUAGGGACUGCCAUUUGUCAAAAGCUGGAUGGAUGUAGGGCGAAGGUGUACGUUAAGAAAACGCAGAGAGAUUGUAUUAUAACAAGAGCUGCUCAAAUGCUGCAGGCUAGAGCUAUUUGAGCAGGCACAUGCAUCCAGUUAGCAGUGGUUUAGUGUAAAAUGUACUGAUAGAACCUUCUUACUCUUUGUGUAUAGUAAUCUUCCCAUGUUGCAGAUGUUAGUGCUGACGGUUCACUUGUAGCAGAGCCGCGGCAGAUGUGGGAGACUCUGGCAUUUGAACAUGAGAUGAGGCUUGGAUGAAGAACGAAGCUUCCAUCCAUAUCUGUGAAGAAGGAAAAUUCAUCUGAAAUACAAGGUAUACUAGCCAGGAAAAAGUUAUGACCAAAUACCAUUCUACGAGAGUGAAGGCCUAUAUAUGAUCUUCCUUGAAUUAAGAAAUACAAUAGUAUUGUACGUGAUGAUUUAUAUAUAAAUAUAAAUAUAAAUGUU
This is a messenger RNA of Marchantia polymorpha subsp. ruderalis, 3976 nucleotides long. The record is from the annotation of a GenBank genome assembly. NCBI's taxonomy places the organism in Eukaryota, Viridiplantae, Streptophyta, Marchantiopsida, Marchantiales, Marchantiaceae.